Molecule: messenger RNA, 2638 nt
Organism: Theobroma umbraticum
Lineage: Eukaryota; Viridiplantae; Streptophyta; Magnoliopsida; Malvales; Malvaceae
Product: U-box domain-containing protein kinase family protein
Biological process (GO): protein ubiquitination; protein phosphorylation
Molecular function (GO): ubiquitin-protein transferase activity; ATP binding; protein kinase activity
Source: RefSeq, a predicted model, not a curated record
CAAGAAGUCAAGAUGAGUAAAUAACCUGUCGUCAACGGUAUCUCCGACAAGGUUUCAAAAGAACGAACUUUUAACUGGAAAGGUAUCCGAAAUGAGCGUGGCUGGUGCCAGCAGCGGUAGUGCUCCGCCGAAGAUGACGACGGUAGCUGUUGCCGUGAAGGGAGGAGCCUCCGGGGGAAGCGGUAGCCGACGCGCCGUUCUAUGGGCGGUGGAGAAUUUGAAAGCUGAUCGUUUCGUUUUGGUCCACGUCAUGCCAGCAGUCGCCUCUGUUCCAACUCCGUCAGGAGAUCGGAUACCCAUCACGGAAAUGGAUGAGAACGUUGUGGCAAUGUAUGUUCAAGAAGUGAAACUUAAGUUUGAGGAAGUGUUUAUACCAUUUAAGAAGCUAUUCAAAACAAGAAAGAUGGAAACAUUGGUGCUUGAGGAUGACAAUCCUGCUACUGCGCUUCUAAGAUACAUUUCUGAGUUUGGGAUUAACACUUUGGUAUUGGGUUCUUAUAGUUCCAACUGUAUAACAAGGAAGCUGAAGGGUCCUGGGGUACCUAUUACUGUCCUGAGGCGUGCCCCUGAUACUUGUGAUAUUCAGGUUAUAUAUACACAAAGAAUCAUCACAAAAUCAGCUAAUCAAUUAUCGACUAGCGGGACCAGUCAUAGGCCACCAGUUUUUACUGCUACUGAUCGAAAAGAAAGUUCCAGUGGCAUUAAUAAACAUAUAUCCGGUCCCGCUAAUGCUUCUGCAGAAUCUAAAGUGCAAAACUCCUUUGGGAUAGCAUCUUUAUUAGAGCUUGACUACCCAUAUUCAUAUGCAUUUUCAUCUGUGGGAUCUUCAACAAAUGGUAGUUCUUUUAGGCAGUCCAAUUCCAUGGUUUCUGCAAAGACUGAACAGGCUGAAGUGGAACAGCUGCAUCUAGAAUUACAAAAUACUGUUGCCAUGUAUAAACAAGCUUGUGAAGAGCUUGUCCACACCCAGAACAAGGUCCAAGUACUUUCUUCAGAAUGCCUUGAGGAAGCAAGAAGAGUGAAUGCUGCUCUGGAAAGAGAAGAAACUUUUAGAAAAAUUGCUGCAGAAGAGAAAGCAAAACAUAUGCAAGCAACGAAGGAGGUUGAUGAGGCGAAAAACCUGCUUUCUAAAGAAGCUUAUGAAAGGCAGGUGGCUGAAUUGAAUGCUCUUAAAAAGUCCUUGGAGAAGCAGAAAAUUGUUGAUGCACUCUUCUGUGGAGACAAAAGGUACAGAAAAUACACCAGUGAUGAAAUUGAAGUAGCCACAGAUUUCUUCUCUGAGAGUAAUGUGAUUGGUCAGGGAGGAUAUGGGAAAGUCUAUAAAUGUAGUCUUUAUCACACUCCAGUUGCUGUUAAGGUUCUUCAACCUGAUGCGAUAGACAGGAAAGAGGAAUUUCUGAAGGAGGUUGAAGUUCUAAGCCAGCUGCACCAUCCACAUAUUGUUUUGCUGCUUGGAGCCUGUCCAGAGAAUGGUUGCUUGGUUUAUGAAUACUUGGAAAAUGGUAGCUUGGAGGAAUAUAUUUUCCAGCGAAACGGAAAACCUCCACUUCCUUGGUGUAUUCGGUUCCGCAUAGUUUUUGAAGUAGCUUCUGGGCUUGCAUUUUUACAUAACUCAAAGCCAGAUCCUAUUGUCCAUAGAGAUUUAAAACCAGGUAAUAUAUUGUUAGAUAGAAAUUAUCUGAGCAAAAUUGGGGAUGUUGGGCUGGCUAAGCUUAUUUCAGAUGUCGUGCCUGACAACAUCACCGAAUACAGAGACUCUAUUAUUGCUGGUACUCUCUACUACAUGGACCCUGAGUAUCAGAGAACUGGCACCAUCAGACCAAAAUCAGAUCUAUAUGCUCUUGGAGUUACAACACUCCAGUUACUGACAGCUCGCCAUCCCAAUGGUCUUCUACUGGCAGUUGAAAAUGCCAUUACAAAGAGCUCCUUGGCUGACAUUCUAGACAAGUCAGUUACAGAUUGGCCGCUAGCUGAAACAGAAGAAUUGGCUCGAAUAGCAUUGAAGUGUUCAAAGCUAAGAUGCAGGGACAGACCAGAUCUUGACACAGAGAUUCUGCCAAUUCUCAAAAGACUUGUUGAUGUUGCAGAUGCUAGUUUAAAGUUAGAAAAGAACAAUGUAUACGCUCCAAGCCAUUACUGCUGUCCAAUCCUUCAGGAAGUGAUGGAUGACCCUCACAUUGCCGCUGAUGGUUUUACUUAUGAACACAGAGCAAUUAAGGCGUGGCUUGAGAAACACAAUGUAUCACCAGUUACGAAGUGUAGGCUUCAGCAUUCCGUAUUGACUCCAAAUCAGACGUUACGCUCUGCCAUACAGGAGUGGAAGUCGCGCGUGACAUUGUCUGGAACAUAAUUUUAAGCAGGUUGUAUGUCAUGGUACCUUUUCUGGGAUGCAAGAUCUUGUUUCAAGGUGAAAACAGAUUCAUUCUUCACCCCCCACCCAAAAAAUGGGGGCAUGGGACUCUUGGAGUGAGGUUGAAAGUAGCAACUGAAUUUGCCUAUGGAGUGGAUACCGAAGGUAAAGGAUUAGUUCAAGCGUGAUUUUGCACAUUACAAUGUGUAUAUAUGAAAGAACACUUUCUACUGACGAACCCGUCUUUAAAAUGUGUAUAUAUAAAAGAUCAAAAAUUUUUAUUUCGUA